AUCAUGUAAAUUGGUAUGGAUAGAGCAUGUAGUAUGAUAUGUGUGCGUUAUUAUACAUAUUGUAAUCUACUUUGUAGGUCAAAGGACAUAACUUGUUUUGUUUGUUUAGGUCAUCCUUGGAUAUGUGAAAAUGGAGUUGCCCCUGACAGAUCAUUGGACCCUACUGUUCUUUCUCGUCUCAAACAGUUUUCUGCAAUGAAUAAGCUAAAGAAGAUGACAUUGCGGGUAAUUGCCGAAAGUCUAUCUGAAGAGGAAAUUGCUGGUUUGAGAGAAAUGUUCCAGACUAUGGAUACUGAUAACAGUGGUGCAAUCACUUUUGAUGAACUCAAAGCUGGUCUAAGAAGAUAUGGGUCUACCCUUAAGGAUACAGAAAUACGCGAUCUUAUGGAAGCGGUAGGGUGUUAGUGACUUAGUUUUGUUAAAAAUAUAUUUUUCUCUGUAUUUUGU
Molecule: messenger RNA, 447 nt
Organism: Cicer arietinum (chickpea)
Lineage: Eukaryota; Viridiplantae; Streptophyta; Magnoliopsida; Fabales; Fabaceae
Source: RefSeq, a predicted model, not a curated record